GAUUCACUGAUAGUAAACCUUCGGCAUGCGUGAAAUAGUUCACCUUCAGGUGGGGCAGUGUGGUAAUCAGAUUGGAUCUAAAUUCUGGGAGGUGAUAUCCGAUGAGCAUGGAAUCGAUGCCACUGGACGCUACAAUGGAGACUCCCCAUUGCAACUCGAACGUAUCAGCGUCUACUACAAUGAGGCUAGUGGUGGCAAAUACGUCCCUCGGGCUGUGCUGGUUGAUCUGGAACCGGGUACCAUGGACAGUGUGCGUUCGGGACCGUUUGGUCAACUAUUCCGACCGGACAACUUUGUGUUUGGCCAAAGUGGUGCCGGAAACAAUUGGGCCAAAGGUCAUUACACCGAAGGUGCCGAACUGAUCGACAAUGUUUUAGAUGUGGUCAGAAAAGAGGCUGAAUCAACCGAUUCUCUGCAGGGCUUUCAACUGACUCACUCGCUUGGCGGUGGGACAGGAUCUGGAAUGGGCACUCUACUCAUCUCGAAGAUCAGAGAAGAGUACCCGGACAGAAUAAUGGCGACGUUCUCGGUGGUUCCAUCACCUAAAGUCUCUGAUACGGUCGUCGAGCCCUACAACGCCACUCUGUCUGUGCACCAGUUGGUCGAGAAUACGGACGAAACGUUCUGCAUCGACAACGAGGCACUGUACGAUAUCUGCUUCCGUACACUCAAGCUGACCACUCCGACGUACGGAGACCUGAAUCACUUGGUCAGCGUUACCAUGUCUGGAGUGACAACCUGUCUUCGAUUCCCAGGGCAGUUGAAUGCGGACUUGCGCAAGCUGGCUGUGAAUAUGGUUCCGUUUCCCCGUUUGCACUUCUUCAUGCCUGGUUUCGCCCCACUCACAAGCCGCAGUAGCCAACAGUUCCGCGCCGCUUCUGUGCCUGAGUUGAUCCAGCAAAUGUUUGACGCAAAAAAUAUGAUGGCAGCCUGCGAUCCACGCCAGGGUCGAUAUCUGACUGUCGCAGCCAUGUUCCGUGGCCGGAUGUCUAUGAAAGAAGUCGACGAUCAGAUGUUGAACAUUCAGAACAAGAACUCUAGUUACUUUGUCGAAUGGAUACCGAACAAUGUCAAAACAGCCGUGUGUGACAUUCCACCUAGGGGUCUGAAGAUGUCAGCUACAUUUAUUGGCAAUAGCACAGCUAUCCAGUCACUGUUUGUACGCAUAUCAGAACAGUUUAGCGCAAUGUUCCGUCGUAAAGCUUUCCUUCAUUGGUAUACGGGGGAGGGGAUGGACGAAAUGGAAUUCACAGAGGCCGAGUCGAAUCUAAACGAUUUGGUUAGUGAAUAUCAACAAUACCAAGAAGCCACUGUUGACGAUGCAACCGACUUCGGACCAGAGUUUGAUGAAGCGUAGUGAGCUUGAAUAACAAGAAAAAUCAUUCUCCUUUUCGUCACUGUGUGUUGUGCAGGUUUUGAACUCAAAUUUCUCAAAUUUUCGAAUACAUGUUAAGCUUAACUACCUUAUAAAUACUUACUCUACUUUAUCGCUUUAUGCACAACAGAUGUAGUGCAGCAAUUGCUAAUUUUUAAAGCUUCCUUAAUUUGAAUAUUUUUGAUCGCUAUUUCUUGCUUGAAUACUAAACUACCUCAGGUUUUGUGACAAUGAACUUUGAGUACAAUCAAAAUGUAGCCUUGACAAAUAGUAAAUAUUUUUAAACGGAUUACUCAACUCGUUGGUCGUCCCUUCGAAAGACUGAAAAAACAUAUACUCAAGAGUACUGCAAAUGACAUUUGUACCUUACAAAAUAUUUAUUUUUGGACUGAUGUAAAUGUUACUUUUGACAAUCGCAGCUCGAGAAUCGUGGAGAGGGGAUAACUAACCGAAAGAAUACAUGACCAGUUUUUUAGCUGUGAAUCACAUAUGUAUCAACUCGUCGCUUUAUGUAAUCAUAAAAUACACAGCCUAAUACGAAAAUGUUUAC
Molecule: messenger RNA, 1925 nt
Organism: Dicrocoelium dendriticum
Lineage: Eukaryota; Metazoa; Platyhelminthes; Trematoda; Plagiorchiida; Dicrocoeliidae
Source: the annotation of a GenBank genome assembly